AUGUCUCUUACAUAUCAAUCUGAGCAUCUUGCUUGGCAGCAGAGAGUGAAACAAGAACAGUCAAGGUCUUAUCAAUUUUAUAAUACCUUGGGAACUUUCUCUACAAGAGAUUUUGAUCUUUAUAGACCCUUAUUUCCAAACGGAAAUGAUUACUCAAAUUCCAAUAUUUAUAAAACAUUUAAUGAAAAGAACAAAAGCAUAAACCAUGCAUUGACUGAUCGCACUUUAAAUCGUACUCCCAGCUUUAGUCCACAGAAAUCAUUAGUGAGAAUCAGAAAAAGUGUGUCAUCUUCACCUAAAAAAAUGAGGCGUAAUUUAAGUUCGCCAAUAAAACCAAAAGAUAUAAAAAAAGUUAUUGGAGAAAAUCAAAGCCAUGGCGAUUUAAAUAAAUUAUUAAUCAAUAAUAAAGCCAAGGCGAAGAAAUCUGAUCUAGCUGCUCAGAUUUAUAUUAAAGAGCUUGAAGAAAGGUUAAAAAAAGAGAGAAUGAAAAGAAUUAAUACUGAAAUCAAAUUAACUCGAAUGAAAAGUAAUUAA
Messenger RNA from Blepharisma stoltei, 534 nucleotides. The record is from the annotation of a GenBank genome assembly. Lineage: Eukaryota; Ciliophora; Heterotrichea; Heterotrichida; Blepharismidae.